UAUGAAAGCAUUGAAACCUUGGAAACAUCCAUCUUAAAUUGAAAUUGCAUAAGAGUAACAUAUAAUGAUGAGAAGAUUGAUUAGUUUGGAAAAAAAACCAUUUAUGCAUUUAGACUAAUAAAUUAAAGACUUUAAAGCACAUGAAGAAAUUAUUUAAAAUAGAAAGAAAUGGUUUUUAUAAUAAUAUAAUUAUUCUCAUAAAAAUAAAUUAAAAAACAAAGGUUCGGUAUUUAAUGAUAAAAGUAUUAGCAAAUCAAAAUCAAGUUAAUUAAUGCAUUUAUGAAAUUUAUUUAAUUAAUAUUAUUAUUUAUAUUAUUUAUUAAAAUAAUUAUGGAAUUUCAAAAGUAAGUAACUCUAAUCAUAAAAUCAGAAAAUCUAUUUAUUUAUUAAUCUGAAGAUUUGGACCUUUUUUCAAUAAAAUAUUCUCCAAAUUUUGAUACAAAUGAUUUUUUUGCAGCUACUCGUUUAUUGUUUUAAAAAUAAUAAAAAUAUGAUUAGGAUUUAACAAUUGAGUUAUAUGCAGAUCUUUUAUUGACAUAAGAAUUCAAAGAAAUAUUAGGAAUUGUAAAUUAAGGAGUAAUAUUAAAAGCAACACCAUAAGAAAAAGUAAUAUUAAUAAACUUUAAAGGUAACUUUGGGUUUAAAUCUGAAAUUAUUCCUGAAAUAGUAAAAUAAUAUAUUCCAAAAGAAAUAAAGAAACGAUAUGCAUUAUUAAUAACAGAGCCAUUAUAUUACACUAAGUAUGUAAAUAUAAUGGAAGCUAUGCAUUUGGGAAUAUAUAAAGAAGAAGAUGAAAAUUGGGAGGUUUAUUUGGUAAUAUAUAUCUUAAUUUUAAGGUAAUAGAGCAUAAAUUUCCAAAAUUAUAAGGAUUGGAUGGUAUAGUAAUUACAGGAUCAAGUAGUGCAGCUUAUGAUUUGAGUGAAGAUUGGAAAGAACCAUUAUUUUAGUUUUUAAGAGAAGCUGAUAAAUGUAAAAUAAGAAUAUUAGGAAUAUGUUUUGGACAUUAAGUUUUAGCUCAUUGUUUAGGUGGAGAGGCUUAAAAAAUGAUGCAUGUAGAUAGAAUGUAAGUGGGUAGAAAAGCUCUAUCAACUUAAUUUAAAUGGAAUGAUUAAUUAAUUGAAAAUCUAAAUGUUUAUUAAAUACAUGGAGACUUUGUAGCAUAAUUACCAAAAGAUACAGAAGUUAUCAUGAGCACAGAUCAUUGUUAAAAUUAUGCAUUCAAAAAUGAUCAUAUUUUAGGUGUACAAUUUCAUCCUGAAUUUAAUGCUUUAAUUUUAUUGUACAUUUUUAGAAAUUCUACAAAUUAAUUAAAAGAUAUCUAUAUGAACGAUUGCUAUGAGAGUUUUAAAUAAGGAUCUGAUCAUUAAUAAAUCAUUUGGGAAUUUAUGAUUAACUUUUUAAAGAACAAAUGA
Paramecium sonneborni is the source of this 1412-nucleotide messenger RNA. The record is from the annotation of a GenBank genome assembly. NCBI's taxonomy places the organism in Eukaryota, Ciliophora, Oligohymenophorea, Peniculida, Parameciidae.